CCUCUCUCUCUCUCUCUCCAUCCACCUCUCUCUCACUCUCCCUCUCUCUUUUUUCUCUGCUCUCCUUUCUCAAAAAAGCCAUGACGGCGAUCCCGCGAUCCAUCUUCGCCUCCGCGCCAUCUUUGUAUUAUUUCUAAUUAAUUUUAUUUUUUUCUUGUGGAUGUCAAAGGCGUUGGAUGAGGACAUUUUUUGCCCCAGCGGAGUCUCCUCUCUAACCCCGGCUCUCCCCGAUGUGAUCCGCGUUGAACGCCGCAGCCGCCAGCCACCAUGUCUCGCCGCAAGCAAGGCAAACCCCAGCACUUAAGCAAACGGGAUUUUUCGCCAGCUGAGCCCCUCUCCACGGCCGUUGUCUCAUCAGAGGUGCUGUCGGAGCGCUGCUUGGAGCAUUCAGAGGACAGCGGCAACCUCAACGGGCACCAUCUAGGUUCGACCGUGGGCCGACUGGCCCGGCUGGCCCGCUUGGGUCACGAUGCUCACCCCUCUCUGGAGCAGGACCUGCUGACAUGCGGUCAGUGCCAGGCCACCUUUCCCCUGGCGGACAUCCUGCUCUUCAUUGAGCACAAGAGGAAGAGAUGUCAUGGGCCACCAUGCCUGGCGGUGGGAAGAGGGCUGGACAAGCCCCCUUCGCCUUCUCCUGGCCUGGCUCUCACCCCGUCCCCCAGCCUGGCUUCCCUGCGUAGUCGGAGGCCUGUGGAAGUGGGUGUCCAGGCCACACUGGCAGAUGAGGAUGAUGACCGACUCACGUCACCCAGGGGGAUUUGCCCCAAACAGGAGCCCCUCCCAGGUAAGGAGGAGCCAACCACCUAUACCUGCACUACAUGCAAGCAGUCGUAUGGCAGUGCCUGGUUCUUGCUGCAGCAUGCUCAGAAUACCCAUGGUUUCCGUAUCUACCUGGAAAGUGAACAUGGCAGCCCUCUCACACCUCGCAUGGGUGGGCCCUCCUCCCUGGGUGGAGGUGCAGACUGCUCUUCUCAGCCUCCACUUCAUGGCCUCCAUUUGCCUCCCGAUGCAAGCCCCUUCAACCUGCUCCGCAUCCCUGGCUCGGGCUCAGGUGGUAGGGACAGUGCUGGAGCAGGGGGUACAGUUGGUGCCACUGGCACUGCUGGUGGGGCCCAUCAUCAGCGUUUUCCUCCCACACCACCCCUUUUCAGCCCCCCUCCAAGGAAUCACUUGGACCCCCACCACUUGAGCCCAGAGGAGCUGGCGCUGGCAGCCCACCACCCGAGUGCCUUUGACAGGGUGCUGCGCCUCAAUCCUCCUCUGCCCCUGGACCCCCCUCCAACAAUGGACUUCUCAAGGCGACUACGGGAGUUGGCGGGCAACACCUCAGGAUCCACUCCCCCACUAUCCCCCAGUCGGCCCAGCCCAAUGCAGCGCUUGCUCCAGCCAUUCCAGACAGGGGGAGGUAGUGGAGGAACAGGGGUUGUAGGGGGUAAUAAACCUCCAUAUCUUGCUACCCCACCCCCUCUUCCAGGCUCCAUGCAGUCACCUGUGGGCUCUCAGACGACUCCUACAACCCCUCUCCCCUCAUCGGGGGUAACACCCUCUUCCACCACCCCAAUGAAAUCAAAGUGUUGUGAGUUUUGUGGCAAGGCCUUCAAGUUUCAGAGUAACCUAAUAGUGCACCGACGCAGCCACACAGGAGAGAAGCCGUACAAAUGUCAUCUCUGUGAUCAUGCUUGUACGCAGGCUAGUAAACUGAAGCGCCACAUGAAGACGCACAUGCACAAAUCCUCCUCACCAAACACAGGCAAGUCAGAGGAUGGGCUCUCAACAGCCUCCUCUCCAGAGCCUGGCACCAGUGAACACAUGGCCAGUGCAAGCAAUGCCCUUAAGUCAGUUGUGGCCAAGCUGAAAAGUGAGACUGACCGCAUGCUACGUGAGAAUGGUGAGGAGGAGGAGGAGGAGGAGGAAGAGGAAGAAGAGGAAGAGGAGGAAGAGGAGGAGGAGGAGGAGGAGGAGGAAGAGGAGGAGAGAGAGGAAGAAGAAGAGCAAAAUGGAUUAAGGACAGCCAGAAGAAACAACAGUUAUCAUUUUGGCUUGAAUCUUGAACCAGCACGUCAGCAUGAAAACAACGGCAGUAUCGGAAGCCGACUGGAAGCAGUGACUGAUGAGGGGUCCAUCCCUUGUUCAUUGCCUGAGGUGAUGCAGGGGAUGGGUCUGGCUGCUACCAUGCAGCACUUCAGUGAUGCCCUAAACGCACACAAACGGAAUGCCAUGGUCCAAGAGAACCACCUGCACCAUCACCUCAAUCGAGACCAUCACCACAAUCACGAGAUGUGUGAUGGGGGCUCAGUUCUGGAAACAGAUCGUGGGGAGGAGGGCUCUGUCUCAACAGUGAAUGGGCGAGGAGCAUCCCCUAAUGAAUCUGCCUCUGUUGGACUCUCUAAGAAACUGCUUCUGGGUAGCCCCAGUCCACUCAGUCCUUUCUCCAAACGCAUCAAGCUGGAAAAGGAAUUUGACCUGCCCACUCCCACAAUCCCUAACACAGAGAAUGUCUACUCACAGUGGUUGGCUGGCUAUGCUGCCUCCCGACAGCUCAAGGACCCUUUUCUGAACUUUGGGGAUUCCAGACAAUCGCCCUUUGCCUCUUCAUCUGAGCAUUCAUCAGAGAAUGGCAGUCUGCGUUUCUCAACCCCUCCAGGGGAACUGGACGGUGGGAUGUCAGGUCGUAGUGGUACAGGCAGUGGGGGCAGCACACCGCACCUCGGGGGUCCUGGAAGACCCGGCUCCAAGGACGGCCGUAGGAGUGAUACUUGUGAGUUUUGUGGCAAGGUGUUCAAGAACUGCAGUAACCUAACAGUGCACCGGCGCAGCCACACAGGGGAGAGACCAUACAAGUGUGAGCUGUGCAAUUAUGCUUGUGCCCAGAGCUCCAAACUUACACGCCACAUGAAGACCCAUGGUCAGGUUGGCAAAGACGUGUACAAGUGUGAAAUUUGCCAGAUGCCAUUCAGUGUCUACAGCACUUUGGAGAAACACAUGAAAAAGUGGCACAGUGACCGUCCUUUGAGUACCGAAAUAAAGUCAGAGUAGAAGGCAGAACUAUGGGACCUUUCCCCCACAGCUAUGUGCACCAUUAGUCCCGUGUUUAUUCCCAGCUCCUUGUACAUUUGCCCCAACCCCCACACUCCACUUUCACCAGUUUGGUGGAAGUUUAAGACCAUGUGCUCUGCACCAGCACACCCCGUUUCCAUUACCCAUUGAAUGCAUGAUCUGUAUCGGGGCAAUACUCUUGCAUUAACGCAAAACUUCGAGCCUUUCUCUUGUGCAAUAAUUUACAUGUUGUGGACUAGUUUCUUUUUUGAGUUUUCCUUUUUCCAUUUUUAAGAAUUAGUCAGCAUGCAUAGUAUGUUUUUGCUAAUCAAAAAAGAAAAGAACUUGUCCCUGGUUGGUUAGUUGUUGAGUAAAUGUGUUGAUGUUUUUCUCUUGUUCUGUUUUUCCUUUUUAUUCUACACAAAGAUAAAAGACAAGAAAGAUACUUCCAUGCUGCAUACAUUCUGUAACACAUACCAUGUACAAUUUUGUUUUGUAACAUGGAAAGUGAACACUCUAUGAAUAGACCCUCUUCUUAGAACCCUGGAAAUGCACCUAUCUGGAUCUUUCUAAAAGACAGUGUUCACAGGGGUUUUAAAAAUCAUGCAUUGGCUUGAUGACCUAAAGCGAAAGUAAUGACAGCUUUCAAUUUUAUUUUAAAAAGACAAGGGUGUGCUAAGAAUUCAAUGUGUACUAUCAUUUGGUAGAAUAUGAAAGAGUGCCUUCGAUAUCUCAAGUCUGCAUUGGCCAUAAUCUUAUCUGGUAUAAGUUUGGGGUCCACUAGAUAAAGGUAAAAGGUUUAAGCCACCCAGGAAAGGUUCUUGUAUCAAGCACCUGACUGCUCAAAUGGACUGUGACAACUCAUGAUGAAAGGUCAGAGUUCUCAUUAAUCAUCAUUUAGCUACCUAUUACAUGUUCAGUAGGCUAUGUUUAAUAUGUGGAUUUCAUGAAAAGCAUGGUACAAGCAGUAUUGUGUAUAUCUGAAUUAUUUGUAGUUUUGGUUCUGGUAAGGAGGUACUUUUGAGAUAAAGGUAAUCUGUAAUGUACAAUCCUGAACUUAAGGGAUACAGCGCAUGGCUGAGAAGUGUCAUGUAUCUGCGUUAGCACAAACAUAAAACACUGCUUCAAUAUGUCAGUGUGUGGAACAAUGCAUAAAGUAAUAUAUGAGCUACAAGAGAGGCUAACUUUAUUUGACAGUAUUGAAGUAACUACAAGCUGGACAGACAGAAAGCUACUCAGAACUGGAAGCUGCGUACGUAUUAUGGAGAUCAGACCACAAUUUCUUUCCCUUACAUUUCUACUAUCAAAACAGGGUCAUCAACUCUGAAUUUCAGUAAAAAGACUGAACAGCAAAAAAUAAAAAAAAAUAUUUGUACUCCAGGUCUCUUAAAUGAAAAUGUGAUCAUGUUAAUCAGGAUGCAUAGACUAAUGCAGGGCACAUUCUUUCUUUCCUGUUGCUUUUAAUGCAAAAUGAGUGUUUUUUUUCCUUUUAUUCCAGCUGUUCAUAGCAUAGCACUUAACACUCUGCCAGAGCGUAUGGACAUUUCUCUGUCAUUGUCCCGCAUUGAUGCAAUGUUGGUACAUGGGUUGAGUCUAAAAGCUAGAUUGUCAGUUAUAGAAGUGCACUGUUUAAAUUUUCCCAGUUUACAAGUUUACACUGAAGGGUAAAACAUUCUUGAAAUGCUGUUGAAUGACAAGGGUUCCAUUGUUAAAAGCAGUAAAAGAUGGCACAAUCUGUUGUCAGCAACUCCAGCCUCAUGACCCUUGAUCUCUGUACUCUUGCUGUUUCAUCUUUGAUCAUUUGUCAGUUUAUUACCCCUAGGAACCCCAUGUCUUAGCACCUGGGCUGAAAAUUCACUCUGUCAUCAAGAUCUGUAAAUUUAAAGAUUUGAUAUGUUUCACAAUUAAUUGGUGCUGCUACAUUGUCGCACAACAGAUCAGCUCUCAUUGGCCACAGCAGCACCAAACAUCCACAAUUUGAAGGAGCUGCAUUGUCACAUUAUUGAUCUGUAUAUCUAAUUUAUAGAACUUGAUGGCUAGAGUACAAACACUCAAAUUUUGUUACACAGCAAAAAUCUGUUUUUGUAUAAAUCUUCCUUUAAUUAUAGAUAUGAAAAUAAAAGUCUUUGCAAAUAACACUUCACUAUCUUUUAGGGGAAAUUGUAUUUAAGUUUUGUUGUUGUUUCUCCUUUCAUCAGUGUCUCGGUGGUGUUCAAGACUCCAAUCACAGUAUAUAUGAAAUGAUUAAAAAAAGAUGAAAAAAGCAAAACAAAUAAAAACUUCUGUGAUGGUUUUGUAUUUAAUUUUGCCUUGGCUCCUCACAGCUCUUCAGGUUGAAAUACAAUUUGCAUUGGGGAAAAGGAUUAAAAAUAUAUAUGAAUAUAUAAUAAAGAACUUAAAAUAUAGGAAAAUGCACACUCAUGUCGAUUCCUAUGCUUAAACACAUUUAUGAUCUACUUUCUUCUGUAUUUCUAGAAUUGUAUUUGAAUUCAAUGUUCACUUAGAGUAGGCACUAUAGUAUUUAUAUUGAGGCUCGUAUUUUUAACUGUUGCUUGUUCUCUCAGAAGGUAUUUACUGUACCUUUUUUUGGUAGUGGAAAAAAUCCCAUGCUGCCACAGUAUAUUUUUUUUAUUUGGCAGGAUAAUAUAGUGCAAAUUAUUUGUAUGUUUAAAGAAAUAAAAUGAAAAACCCCAUAAAAAAGUAUCUAAAUUAUGUGGCAUUGGGAGGCAUCAUGGGCCAUCAGAUGGCUGCCGCUCUGUUUCCUGUCCACAGAGGUGGUUGUAUAUAUCUUCUUUGGAUUUUGGUCCUUUCCGCCCCCCGCCUCCCCGCCUGCUGCCAUUCUUGCAGUAAUGCAAGCUGACGUCGACCUGUUCUGUUGUGUGCUUCUGUCUCUCACCACUCCCACUUGAC
Monopterus albus (swamp eel) is the source of this 5946-nucleotide messenger RNA. RefSeq names its product BCL11 transcription factor A a (gene bcl11aa). Gene Ontology annotation, molecular function: DNA-binding transcription factor activity; RNA polymerase II cis-regulatory region sequence-specific DNA binding. Gene Ontology annotation, cellular component: nucleus. Bases 268 to 3036 code for a protein of 922 amino acids. NCBI's taxonomy places the organism in Eukaryota, Metazoa, Chordata, Actinopteri, Synbranchiformes, Synbranchidae. Gene Ontology annotation, biological process: negative regulation of dendrite development; regulation of transcription by RNA polymerase II. The transcript is spliced from 3 exons. The record is from RefSeq and is a predicted model, not a curated record.